CCCUAUCAUCACCAUAACACACAGCAGUGGUUAUGAAACGGAGGCAGUUUAAACCCAGCACGCUAUAACAGAUCCUUCCUGCGGCGAAUGGGUAUUGACAGUUUCUGCAGUUUGGACGGUUCUGAUCCGUUUUGGGAUUGGAACCGGACAUGGCAAACACACAAUCCAGACCUGACACCAUGUUUCCAGAACACACUGCUGGUUUGGAUACCCUCCCUCUACCUCUGGCUGUUUGCACCGUUCUACAUCCUAUACAUCAAAAGCCAUGACCGUGGAUACAUAUGCAUGACCCACCUCAACAGAGCCAAAACAAUUAUUGGGUUCACCCUAUGGCUUAUCUGCUGGGCAGAUGUUUUCUACUCUUUCUGGGAAAGAAGCCGUGGGGCUACAAUAGCCCCAGUCUACCUAGUCAGCCCCACAAUGCUUGGCAUUACAAUGUUGCUGGCUACGUUCUUGAUCCAGUAUGAGCGGAUGAAGGGAGUCCAGUCCUCAGGGGUGAUGCUCAAUUUUUGGCUGAUCGCCUUAGUGUGCGCUACAGUCACCUUUCGCUCCAAGAUCCUGCUUGCGUUGAAUGAACCUGCCAGUGUGGAUGUGUUCAAAUAUACCACAUUCUACAUAUAUUACACCAUGCUGCUCAUCUCUCUGAUCCUGGCCUGCUUCUCCGACCAGCCUCCGCUCUUUUCACAGGCUGUCAAAGAUUUGAAUCCAUGUCCAGAGUUGGGAGCUUCGUUCCUGUCCAAAAUCACUUUCUGGUGGAUCACAGGAUUGAUGGUGAAAGGUUAUAAAAGGCCUCUGGAGGAGAAGGAUCUGUGGUCGCUCAACGUGGAGGAUAAAUCUCAGAGAGUUGUGCCACAGCUAGUGCGGCGCUGGGACCAAGAAUGCAACAAGGUCAAAAGGCCAGUAGAUAAGACACUCUACUCCCCAAAACGAGCAGCAAGGGGAGAAAAGAAGGAUGGACAACCAAUAGAAGAGUCCGAGAUUUUGCUUGCGAAAACCCUUCAGAAAACUGGCGAUCCGUCUCUCUUCUGUGCUCUCUGCCGAACCUUUGGACCCUACUUUCUUGUCAGCUCUCUUUAUAAGAUUAUUCAUGACAUCCUGAUGUUUGUUGGACCAGAGAUUCUCAGGCUGCUUAUCCAGUUUGUGAACGAUUCAAGUGCCCCUACUUGGCUUGGCUACUUCUACACCACUCUGCUGUUCGUUUGUACCUGUUUUCAAACCCUCAUUCUGCAAAAAUAUUUUCACGUUUGCUUUGUGACUGGCAUGAGGUUACGUACGGCCAUCGUUGGUGCCGUAUAUAGGAAAGCCUUGGUUAUUACCAAUGCUGCCCGUCGAACAUCCACGGUCGGAGAGAUUGUGAAUCUGAUGUCUGUAGAUGCACAGCGGUUUAUGGACCUCAUCACCUAUAUCAACAUGAUUUGGUCGGCACCGUUGCAGGUUAUCCUGGCCCUGUACUUCUUGUGGCAGAAUCUGGGUCCUUCUGUGCUUGCUGGAGUUGCUGUGAUGGUGCUGAUGGUUCCCAUAAAUGCAGUCAUUGCCAUGAAAACUAAAACCUACCAGGUUGCCCAAAUGAAAAGCAAAGACAAUAGGAUCAAGCUUAUGAACGAGGUGCUAAAUGGCAUUAAAGUGCUUAAACUCUACGCAUGGGAACUGGCGUUCAAAGACAAAGUGUCUGCCAUCCGGGAGAGUGAAUUGCUGGUGCUGAAGAAGACCGCUUACCUUGGUGCCGUGUCCACCUUUACUUGGGUCUGCGCACCAUUUUUGGUUGCCCUCUCCACAUUCGCAGUAUACGUGUUAGUGGAUGAACAUAAUAUUCUGGAUGCGCAGAAGGCGUUUGUUUCUCUGGCUCUGUUCAACAUCCUGCGCUUCCCUCUUAAUAUGUUGCCCAUGGUCAUCAGCAGCAUGGUGCAGGCCAGUGUGUCUUUGAAACGUCUGCGUGUAUUUCUGUCCCAUGAAGAGUUGGAUGAAGACAGUGUGGACCGGCCAGCCAUCACUGGAUCUCCUGACUGCAUUAGGAUUGUGGACGGAGCUUUCAGCUGGUCUAAAGGCGACCCCCCU
This is a messenger RNA of Rhinichthys klamathensis goyatoka, 2055 nucleotides long. Its product is annotated as multidrug resistance-associated protein 1-like. Gene Ontology annotation, cellular component: basolateral plasma membrane. The record is from RefSeq and is a predicted model, not a curated record. Lineage: Eukaryota; Metazoa; Chordata; Actinopteri; Cypriniformes; Leuciscidae. The transcript is spliced from 15 exons. Gene Ontology annotation, molecular function: glutathione transmembrane transporter activity; ATP binding; ABC-type xenobiotic transporter activity. Gene Ontology annotation, biological process: glutathione transmembrane transport; xenobiotic transport. The annotation marks the transcript as partial.